AUGCCGCCCUUUACGUUUUCCACUAGGAACAAUUCCCUCGACACUCCCGAUCUACCAGUCACUUUGGGGCUACAAGAGAACGAAAAGCACGCCCCAGGGCCAGCCGAUGGUACCCAAGCUCUGAACGACCACGAUGAAUCUCAACUAUACCCCGACAAAAUCAGACUCAUCUUCAUCGGCCUCAGCCUGAGCCUCUGCAUGUUCCUUGUGGGACUCGACAACACCAUCAUCUCCAGCGCCAUCCCCAAGAUCACGGAUGAUUUCCACGCACUCGAAGAUGUCGGCUGGUACGCGAGUGCCUAUAUGCUCACAGUGUGUGCUUUUCAGCUGAUGUGGGGAAAGCUCUUCACAUUUUACACAAUCAAAUGGGUCUACCUGGCCUCCCUGUUCAUCUUCGAGUUGGGCUCUUUAAUCUGUGGUGUUGCACCAACUUCCACUGCCCUCAUCAUCGGGCGCGCUAUUGCUGGAGUCGGCGGUGGCGGUGUCUCUAAUGGAUCAUUUUUGUUGAUCGCCUAUUCUGUACCGCCGCGCCAGCGCCCCACGUUGAUCGGUGCUCUCGGUGCCAUGUACGGGUUCUCUGCUAUCGCUGGUCCGUUGAUUGGUGGUGCCUUCACCAAUAGCUCAAAGCUCACCUGGAGAUGGUGUUUUUACAUCAAUCUUCCUCUUGGAUUUGUUGCCGGCCUGGUCAUUCUCUUCCUCGUCUCUUCUUUCAAAGGAAGCAAGGCGGGUAAGCUCGGCUUCAUCAAUCAACUGAAGCAGAUGGACAUUCCUGGAACCCUGUGUCUGCUACCUGGUAUCAUUUGCUUGCUUCUUGCCCUGCAAUGGGGUGGCACGAAGUAUCCAUGGGACAAUGGUCGAAUUAUUGCUCUACUUGUGUUGGCGUUCGUUGUCCUCGUUGUGUUCAUGCUUGUCCAGGCUCGCUCUGGUGACCUUGCGACUGUCCCAACCAGGAUAUUCUGCAAUCGCAACAUCUGGGGCUCGUCCUUGUUUGGCUCCUGCAUUGUCGCCGCCUUCUUCGUCAUGUUAUACUACAUUCCCAUUUGGUUCCAAGCCAUCAAAGGAGCCACCCCAAUCAAGUCCGGAGUCAUGAGUCUUCCUCUUGUCCUGAGCUACGUUAUAUUCUCCUUUGGCACUGGAGGCCUGACCUCUGUCUUUGGCUACUACGUGCAAUGGGCCUACAUGACGGUGAUCCUCAUGGCAAUUGGAUGCGGUUUGCUCUCCAUCCUAGACGUGGGCUCCGGACACGCCGAAUGGAUUGGUUAUCAGGUCAUCCUCGGGGCAGGAGUUGGCUGUGGUCUGCAGACAGCAUUCUCCGCACCCCAGACUGCCUUGCCCUUGGAAGAUAUACCGAUCGGCACCGCCGUUGUCAUCUUCACGGAAAACCUCGCCAGUGCAGUUUUCGUGUCUGUUGCGCAGAACGUUUUCACAAACCAGCUCAAGACCAAUAUCGCGCAAUACGCUCCGGAUGUUGAUGCCAGUGUGAUUAUUGCAGCUGGCGCAACUGAAUUCAAGAGUCGAAUACCCCAAGAUAUGUACGAUGCUGUGCUUUUUGCCUAUAACAAGGCCCUGGAUCAGACAUUUUAUGUCGGUGUUGCCCUGUCUUGCUUCGGAGUUCUUGGUGUGUUUGGACUAGAAUGGUUGUCUGUCAAAGGGGGCAAGAGGCAGGAUACUUCUGAUGAGGCCGCUACUGCUUAA
Penicillium bovifimosum is the source of this 1695-nucleotide messenger RNA. Its product is annotated as MDR family MFS transporter. The transcript is spliced from 2 exons. Gene Ontology annotation, biological process: transmembrane transport. The record is from RefSeq and is a predicted model, not a curated record. The coding region runs from base 1 to 1695 and encodes 564 amino acids. Lineage: Eukaryota; Fungi; Ascomycota; Eurotiomycetes; Eurotiales; Aspergillaceae. Gene Ontology annotation, molecular function: transmembrane transporter activity.